AUGAACAAUCCGGGAACCAACCUUGCUGAGACUUACGUCAAGCUACCCGUCGCCGAUCGAUUUGUUGUUUACGAAGACAAACAAGGGAACUACGGUGCUUACAAGGCUUUACCCUAUAUGGGCAAUUAUGCAACCACUCGUUUUGUUCAUAUUGUAUACAAUGUCACUGCGGCUCAGGUAUCUGGUGACGUGAACACGGCCAUUGCCAAACACGCAGAUAAAACUUUCUCUGCAUCUGAUGUUAUUGAUUUGAGUGGUACGUGGGAUUUCGUCUCGGCAAAUGGCUCUAUUAAGGGACAAGGACAGAUCCCAGGCGACAUCUACAUGGAUCUCCAAAGAGCCAAAGUGAUUGAUGAUCCACUUUAUGGACAAGGUGACACUGAUACUCGAUGGGAAAAAGCCAUUCUCGAGUUCGACGGUCUUGAUACAAUCGCUAAAGUUUAUGUGAACGAUAAACUCGUAGCAUCGACGAAAAAUCAAUUCCUUCAAUAUGCAAUUGAUGUGACAAAUUUUGUGAUACAAGGCUCUAAUAUAUUGCGAAUCGAUUUCACCUCAUCUGUGCUUGCUGCUAAAGCUGAAGCUGAUUCUUUUAAAGCUAAUUACUCGCACGUGAUCGCUCCCGAGUGCCCAGGUGAUAUCGCUCAAGGUGAAUGUCAUGCAAAUAUGAUCCGAAAAAUCCAAUCGUCAUUCAGCUGGGAUUGGGGCCCAGCCUUUCCAACAAUUGGCAUUUGGCAGCCUGCUCGUUUGAUUCUCACCAAUGCACCAAAAAUCACCAUGUUGACAGCUACCGUGAACCCAAUUGAUGAUCAAACAUUUCUCUUGAGAGCUGAGGCAACGAUCAGAAACCCCAUCGCUGGCACUCGAUUCAAUCUUUUAGUUGAUCCGCUUGGACUCAUUCGAGCCACUGAUGCAAGCCUUGGCACUGCUGUCAUUGAAGUGAACGUUUCAAAAUUGGCGGUGAAUCUGUGGUGGCCAAAUGGACAUGGCGAUCAAAAUCUGUACACGCUGACUGGCAGUCUGGCUGGGGUUGCCAACUCGAUGACGAAAAUCCGUGUCGGUUUCCGAUCUGUCGAACUCGUUCAAGACUAUGUUAACCCGAAAAUACCGGCACUUGGUCGAAACUUUUACUUCAAAGUCAACGGUGUUCCCAUAUUUCUCAAAGGAACAAACUGGAUCCCGGUUUCUGCGUUCCCUGGACAACCAUCGAAUGAGAGGAGAUAUCGUUUCUUGCUUGAUUCAAUCAAAAGAGUUGGGAUAAACUCGAUGCGAGUCUGGGGUGGUGGCAGAUAUGAGAACGAUUUGCUCUACAGUCUGGCCGACGAAUACGGUAUCCUGAUUUGGCAAGAUCUGAUGUUUGCCUGUUCUCAAUACCCGGCUCAUUCAGAGUUUCUCGAUUCUGUCAAACAGGAGUUAACCUACAAUGUGAAUCGAUUGAAAUUCCAUCCAUCGCUGCUGCUAUGGGCUGGGAAUAACGAGAAUGAGAUGUUUCUGUGGGCUGGUCUGUUCACUGGAGGAUCGAAGGAGACGGUCAAAGCCGAGUACCUUCGUCUCUACAAAGACACCGCCGAGACAUUGGUCACUCAACUCGAUCCGGGACGUCCAUUCGUGAUGUCAAGUCCGAGUGAUGGAAUCAAGAGUAUCGAAGAAGGCGGCAUCUCAAAUGAUCCUUUGUCACAAAACUACGGUGACGUCCAUUUCUACGACGAAUUCAUCGAUUUAUGGAGUGAUGCUAGCUAUUGGACGCCUCGUUGUGCCAGCGAAUACGGAGUGCAGAGUCUUCCGAGCGGGUACACAUUGGCUAAUGCUCUUUCAUCAGAUGAUCUAAAAUACAUGAGCAACGGAAUGCUUCAUCGACAACACCAUCCGGGUGGCACCGACAACAAUCUGGCGAUGAUCUAUGCUCAUUUUUCAAUGCCAAUCGAGUGCAAAAACGUGCCUUACCCUCGUCUCUUGCCUGAGCUGUGCCCCUAUGUGAACACGACGACUUUCGUGAAUCGAUUCGCCUAUCUAUCACAAGCACAUCAAUCAAUUGCACUCAAAGUUCAAACAGAGCACUAUCGAAGAAUGAUGGGUCAAUUGCUGGUGGAUGGACGGGGAAACACAAUGUGUGCUCUUUAUUGGCAACUUAAUGAUAUUUGGGCGGCACCUACUUGGGCUUCUGUUGAUACAAAUUUGAGAUGGAAAAUGGCUCACUACGAAGCGAGGCGUUUCUUUGAGCCGUUACACAUUGCACUAUAUUUCGAGAACAACGCCCUUCAAGCUACUCUGAUCAAUGAUAUGCACGAAACUCAAAAAGAAACUAUCGAGAUCUCGCAGCUCUCCUGGGAUUCGAAUUUCUUGCCUAUCUACACAUGGAAAGACAAUGUGACUGUCGAUGCAUCAACAGCCACCCAAGUGCAACUGCCUGCGAAAUUAACACUACCGAUAGCGUCCAUUGAGAAUUUCGUCUUUGUAGCUCGAUUAAGAGAUGGACAAGGCAAUCAAAUUGGAGCUGAUAACGUCUUGAUUCCAAACAAAAUAUCAAAGGUGAAUCUGGAGCAAAUGGGUGUGAUACGCAUCAACUCAUUCAAAAAGAUCUCCUCGAUUUUAUAUGAGAUUGGACUCGAGGCAUCGGGCAUAUCACCGCUCACCUGGGUGUCAGUUAGCAAGGAUUUUCUUGGAUCAUUCUCCGAUAAUGGAUUCACGAUGAUCACAAAGACUAUUACGGUGACUCUGAAUCUCACUGAAGCUCUUGAACUCGUUCAAACUGAUUUCAGCGUUUGCAAUCUGCGGAAUUGCGGGAUCGAUUCGCAAUUUAAU
Messenger RNA from Mesorhabditis belari, 2799 nucleotides. Lineage: Eukaryota; Metazoa; Nematoda; Chromadorea; Rhabditida; Rhabditidae. The record is from the annotation of a GenBank genome assembly.